Molecule: messenger RNA, 2479 nt
Organism: Haliotis rufescens (red abalone)
Lineage: Eukaryota; Metazoa; Mollusca; Gastropoda; Lepetellida; Haliotidae
Product: galactocerebrosidase-like
Exons: 18
Coding region: 67-2133 (688 amino acids)
Biological process (GO): galactosylceramide catabolic process
Cellular component (GO): lysosome
Molecular function (GO): galactosylceramidase activity
Source: RefSeq, a predicted model, not a curated record
UUCACAUGACUGAGAUCAGCAGACGAAAUUUACAUGUUUAGUGUUAUUUUGUCGUGACAACUCAUCAUGCACAGGCUGUUUGGUGUUAUUCUUGUUUUGUUGCAAACAAAAUUAAGUUUGUCAUCUCCAGAAACCUACUACUUCACGGACAAAUACGGUCAUGGUCGUCUUUUCGAUGGCAUUGGUGGACUGAGUGCAGGAGCGUCUUCAGUCCUGUUGAAAGGGUACCCAGAAAAACAGAGAAAUGAAAUUUUGGACUACAUGUUUAAGCCAAAUUUUGGAGCAGCCUUUCAGAUCCUGAAAGUUGAGAUAGGUGGCGAUGCUCAAAGUACAGAUGGGACAGAGUCCACGCACAUGCGAACACCGGACGAGGAGAACUACCAGAGAGGAUAUGAAUGGUGGCUGAUGUUGGAGGCGAAGAAGCGGAACCCCAACAUCAAGCUGUACUGCCUGCCCUGGGGGUGGCCUGGCUGGGUGGGAGGGGACAAGGGGGACGUGUACGCCAACCCUGAACAGACAGCCAUGUAUGUUGUCAAGUGGAUCAAGGGAGCAAAGACGGUGCAUAAUCUCACUAUCGACUAUGUUGGGAUAUGGAAUGAAAGGAUGUACAACAUCACCUACAUUAAGACACUGAGGAAAACAUUGGAUAGUAAUGGCUUGCAGAACACCAGAAUCAUAGCUGCGGAUUACUUCGGUUGGGACACCCUAUCUGAUGCCAUCAUAAACGAUCCUGAAUUAUCAGUAGACAUCUAUGGAAUUGGUGUUCACUACCCCGGAACCACCAGUUCCCUCAAGGCCCUGGAGUCCGGCAAACAGCUGUGGUCAUCUGAGGACUACAGUACUAACGAUGAUUUCGUUGGAGGAGGCUGCUGGGCAAGACUCCUCAACCAGAAUUAUGUCAAUGGAUUUAUGACAAGCACAAUCUCCUGGGCGUUGUUAGCCAGCUGGUAUGAAGGCCUGCCCUACUAUGGAGAUGGUCUGAUGACUGCCAUAGAGCCGUGGAGUGGACACUAUGAUCUGGCUAGUCCUCUAUGGCUGACCGCACACACAACUCAGUUCACCAGUGUUGGUUGGCGGUAUCUGAGUCAUGGCUGGGGGGUGGGGCACCUGUCAGGAGGGGGGACCUAUGUUGCCCUGGUCAGCCCUGAUGGGAAGGACUUCACCAUUGUCAUAGAGACUAUGAGCCACAACCACUCUUUGUGCAUCAGACCAGCUUUACCAGCAUACACUGUGGUCCCGCAAGAUGUUACAUUUGUCUUCAAUGGAAGUUAUUCAAGUAUAAAGAAGUUAUACCCGUGGUUUUCACAGCUAAAUUUCACUGGAGAGUCCACAUUAUUCCACCAACAAAUGCCCAUUCCAGUGAUUGAUGGCCAGAUAAGGUUUAAACUGGGUGUAGAUCAGGUACUGACCCUGACAACAGUUGCUACAGGCAACAGGGGCCAGUAUGCACCCCCUCCACCAUCCAAACCAUUCCCACUUCCGUACUCUGUCAACUUUGAAGAGACCAGUGUCUACCAGGCCCCAGCUGUGUUUGCCCAGCAGAUUGGAUCAUUUGAGGUUGCAGAUGUUGGGGGCACGCAUGGCCAUGUGUUGAGGCAGAUGACUCUUCAGAAACCUGUAGCCUGGUGUCUUGCUGACUCUAUAGGCAUGGGGUUCACCAUCCUUGGCAGUUCCCACUGGAGUGACAUCUAUGUACAAGCCGACAUCCAGGCCCCGAACAACAGCAACGUCAGUGCAAUCUACGUCGCAGCCCGAGUCACUCAGGCAGGGUGUCAGUCUAACAUGGCCAAGGGAGUCUUCCUGUUCAUCAACCCUCAAAAGAAGCUGUAUAUCCUGUCAAGCUCUAUCAGUUUAAUCGGCAUCUUGGCGACAGGAAAAAUUGAAACACUCAACAAAGACUGGAAUACAGUGUCACUCCUGACUGUGGGAAACAGUGCAGUGGGAUCUCUGAAUGGGCAAAUGAUCUUCAACUACACCACCCUACCAACCUCAGUGCAGUCAGGAUUUGUUGGCAUGGGAACAGGAUCUCUAGGCUAUGCUGACUUUGAUUAUGUGAGGAUUGCCAGUGCCAGAGAUGGGCUACACUACAUGAAAAAUAGAAAACUAAAUAUAAGUAUUUCAAGUAAGCUGUAAGAUAAUUCUAUUUUGAUGUUGUAUAUUGUUAAGAAUGACUUCAUGUUUAGGUCAUUAUGAUUAUUUUUAAUUGUUGACUCAUACAUUCCACAUAUAUUUUCUUGCCUGUUGUCAAGAGUUUUAUCUCAGAUUGCUCACAGAAAUAUUCCAAAAUGUCAAGAUCUUUUGUCUUGCCAAGUCUUUGUACAGAAUUUGACAUGAAGAAUGUUUGCCAUAAUUUUGCACAAAUGAUUGAAAGUACUUAUAUACAUGUAUUUAUAUAAUAAGGAUAACUAGUUUUUAUGUAUUGGAGAAAACACGUUCACGAGGUUUUGGUAGACAGAGCAUGCCCUGGGGAGAGGGAAAA